Messenger RNA from Penicillium diatomitis, 735 nucleotides. Its product is annotated as seipin co-factor family protein. The record is from RefSeq and is a predicted model, not a curated record. The transcript has a single exon. NCBI's taxonomy places the organism in Eukaryota, Fungi, Ascomycota, Eurotiomycetes, Eurotiales, Aspergillaceae. The coding region runs from base 1 to 735 and encodes 244 amino acids.
AUGCCUAUCGACCCCGUCUCCAGCGGUGUUGGCUCCGCCAGCAAAGCCAGCGAUACAGCGACCGGUACAGCAACCGGUGCGACCAAUACAGCGAGCAGCGCAGCCAAAUCCACCACCAAAAAGCCGAUCAAGAAAGUUCAAAAGACCGCCAAACCCGUUACCAGCGACCCCGACAUUCCCGGGAGAUUUCCCAAGGAGAAUGAACCUCGCAGGCCUGACCCACCUCCGCCCAAUUUCAGCGCCGGUGGUAUCUGGGCAUCUAUCAAAGCAUGGUUCGCAUCGUUUGUGCCGUGGGCCUUUGAUUGGUUCGAGAUCUUCGUCCAGGGCUUGAUCAAUAAGUACUUCCCGGCACCGAAGCAGGCCGCAAUGUACGAGAAGAUGCUGCAGCGUCCGAUCGCUUCGACCUUUCUCAUCUGUCAGAUGAUCUGUCUUGGGGUGCCGUUGCUGGUCUUCUUGCUGGGCGUGUUUUUGUUUGCGAUCAUUGCGGUGUUGCUGUGGAUUGUGUUGGCGCUGCUGAUCCUGGGACCGGUCUUGCUGGUGGCUAGUAUGAUGGGUGUUUCGCUUUGGGGUUGGGGCUGGGUGUUUUACGGGUUGAUCAAGUUCCUGGACCGGAAAUUCCUUGGUGGAGUGAUCAUGCGCACUUGGGCGUUGAAUGCGAAGACCGAGGAUGGCGAGAAGGAGAGCGAGAAAGAGGAGGCGGUCGGAGGAGAUGGGGAUGAGAAGAAUGAACAAUGA